Molecule: messenger RNA, 4179 nt
Organism: Planococcus citri (citrus mealybug)
Lineage: Eukaryota; Metazoa; Arthropoda; Insecta; Hemiptera; Pseudococcidae
Gene: RecQ4
Product: RecQ4 helicase
Exons: 15
Coding region: 1-3969 (1322 amino acids)
Biological process (GO): double-strand break repair via homologous recombination
Cellular component (GO): nucleus; chromosome; cytoplasm
Molecular function (GO): zinc ion binding; four-way junction helicase activity; ATP binding
Source: RefSeq, a predicted model, not a curated record
AUGUAUUUUAUAGAGAUGAGUAUUAAUACUCGAAAAUCAAUUCAAAUGUUUAGCAAUCACAUACUUUGUGAGGUAAAAUUCACGCAGCACAGAAGCAGACAUAAACCACCCUUGUUUACACUCGACUCUGGUAGCGUAGUCGUCGCAAAGAUUCAAUUUAAUCGACAAUAUUUUCUAAAUUCAAUCAUGGAAUCACCUUUCGACGACAAAGACUACUCGAAAUACAAAAAUUUGGUCAAACGCUGGGAAUAUGAAUUCAAAAAACGUGAAAAACGAAUGCCAACGAAGAAAGAGUACAGUGAAACUGCCCCAAGCGAGGUUAAAGAAGCUUAUAAAAUGUACUGGUAUCUAAAAACAGCCUUCUUAGAAGAAAACAUUCUAGACGACGAAAUUGAAAACGAAGUUCAACCACCAACUUCAACAACUAUCGAAGGUAUAGAAAAGCUGGAGGAGCCAGUACCGUCUCCAGAACCAAGUAACGCUAACGCUAAUACCGUCUGGGGAGAACAUCUAAACAAACCAGCCGCUAAAGAAGACCAACCCAAGACGAAACGACCGACGUUAUUCCAAUUCAACGAGAAACUUUUUCAAGGUUCUAAAUUCAAGAAAAGAAACCCGAGAAAAUCGUUCGUCGCUAAUCGUCCCAAGUCUUCUGAUUCUUUACCUCAGAAUGAAGAGUCUCAAGAUUCUCCUCCUGUAGCAGAGGAGACUAAUCAAGCUGCGGUGGUCGAAGAUGAAACACUGAUCGUUUUAAAUGAAAAUAUCAAGAUUACCACCGGUACAUCGUCGGUAAUAGCUCAACCUGUGAAUAUUUUACAAAGGUUAGAGAAUUUGAAUGAGAUACAAACUAAAACUAAACUGAAUACUGGAUGGUUGGAACGUUGUAAUCUGACUUGUGAUCUUGGUUCAGCUCAAAUCAAAUCGAACAGUGCAUCGAUUUAUGAUUCGACCAGUGUACCGACUAGUGAUAAUAAUCAAGAUAGCGACGAUGAUUAUAUAUUCGGCAGUGACGACGAAAGUUCUGCUGGAAAUACGAAUUUUCUUCAUAAAGUACUUCUUAAUCAGAAUUCCGAGAAUAUACUGAGUCAAAACACGCUUCCUGUACCCUCAAAUAUCGCCAAACUGCCAAUCGAAUGUAAUCGGAAUAUGGAAAAUGAAAUAAAUCAGGAACAACCUGUAUCGUCAUCUAAUGCCACGAAAUCGUCAAACGAACAAAAUCAACCAGCUAACCCACCAAUAAAGCAGACCCCUGCUGUACCCUCCGAAACAGUCAAAUUACCCUGUUAUGCUCCAAAUGCUUCGAAACGUAUUGCUGCCAAAGAACUGCCCAGAUCAACUAAAAAACAAAAAACCGUCGAAGAUUUCGAUGAAGCUCGUAAAACGAAAAUACUACAAGAAAAAAUAGCCAGUGGAAAAGCCAACGAGAAUUUCAUCAGUUUAAAUAUGAAGAAAAAAGUCUACGCUCGAGGUAAAAAGACCAUGACUGGUACGAAGUACAAAAAGCAACAAUGGAAAAUGAAGAAAAAGUUCGCCAAUUCGUCAGCGAGUAGCGAAGCUGCUGGCGGUGUUUUGAAAUGCUUCAAGUGCGGAGACGUAGGACAUUUCUCUCGUCAGUGUAAAAAUAAUAAUUAUUUACUGCCCAAAGAAGACGUCGACAGUGAAGAAGAUUGCCCAUUCCCAACACUAGAAGAAGCUGCUGAAAUGAUCAAAGAAACGAAUGACAGAAAGAACAAAAACCAGACCAUUGCCGAAGCAGAUGCUGAGCUUCUGGAAGACCUCGCUGGCUUAGAAGAACCGGUCGAAGAACCUUUCGAAGGAGUUCGUCCUCUCUACCAACAAAUGGAAGAUUGUAUCUCAGAUACUCCCCAAGAAGUUUACGACGCUUUACACGACUUUGGCUACGAGAAUUUCCGACCUGGUCAAGAAGAAGCCAUUUCAAGAAUUCUGUACGGAAAAUCAACUCUAUUUAUCUCUAGUACCGGUUCUGGAAAAUCUUUAUGUUACCAAAUUCCAGCUUAUUUGUAUGCCAAAAAAUAUCGAUGUAUUUCUUUAGUCAUUUCACCUCUAGUAUCAUUAAUGGAAGAUCAAGUUAUAAAUUUUCCUAAAAUUUUGACCGCUGCUUGUUUACACACCAAUCAAACCGAUGUCCAACGUAAUCAAAUUAUAGAAAAAAUAAAACAGAACGAGAUAGCUGUUUUGCUCGUCUCACCCGAAGCCAUGGUCAGCAAUAAUAGCCCUCUGAAUAGAGCCAUGCUGAAAGAUUUCCCUCCGAUUGCAUUCGCCUGUAUUGAUGAAGUCCAUUGUGUAUCUCAAUGGUCUCAUAAUUUUCGUACUUCGUAUCUGAUGAUUUGUAAGAUUUUAAAAGAACGUUUCAACGUUCACACGUUACUGGGAUUAACUGCUACAGCUACCAAGAGUACUUUAUCGUGUAUUAAAAAUCAUCUGGGCAUAGAAGACGAAGAAGGAGUAAUUCAAGAUAGAAUAUUACCCGAUAAUUUGAUCUUGUCGGUUUCCAGAGAUGAAAAUAAAGAUCAAGCUUUGGUCAAGUUAUUAGAAAUGGAACCAUUUUGCAAUUACAAAUCCAUGAUCAUUUACUGCAUCAGACGAAACGAAUGCGAACGACUAGCUGGCGUUUUGAGAACAUUUCUGAAGGAUACUCGAACUAUGGAGUUGAAUGUAAAAACACGCAGAACAUUGUCUCCAGAUGUAGAAGAAUACCACGCAGGGCUCUCUGCUGCUCGUAGGAAACGAGUACAAAAUGCUUUUAUGUCCGGUAAAAUACGGAUCGUGGUGGCUACUGUGGCAUUCGGAAUGGGUAUAAAUAAAGCUGAUAUUCGAGGUAUCAUACAUUACAACAUGCCUAAAACCUACGAACAUUAUGUACAAGAGAUUGGACGAGCUGGUCGAGACGGAUUACCCGCCCAUUGUCAUUUAUUCUUAGAUUCGGAGGGAAACGAUUUACCCGAACUGAAACGACAAAUUUUUGCCAACUCGGUGGAUAGACACAUUAUUAGGAAGCUUUUACAGAACGUUUUCAAGUCGUGUAAAUGCGAAGGUGAAUGUAAAAAACACGAGGUGGCAUUUUCGGUUGAAAAAACUGUCGGAGCUUUGGACCUAAAUCAAGAAAAUAUCACAACGUUAUUAUGCUAUUUGGAAUUCUUACCUGAGAAAGUCGUUCAAGUGUUACCGCCCACUUAUACCACUUGUACGAUUCAGUCAUAUGGAGGAAUUAGAGCUUUGAAAAAUGCUGCUAAAAAAUGCGCUCCUUUAGCUUACGCUAUUGCAGAACAAUGUAAAGAUUCGAACGAAGAAAUUGCCAGCCAGUUAGAAUUUUCAGUUAUUGAAUUAGCCGAUAAAAUUUCCUGGAAAAGUGGAAUCGUGAAAAAUGAACUGAAACAGUGCGAAUGGACUCGAGUGAACGAUAAACCCAAGAAAACCGGAUUAAUAGUGAAAUUUCAAGACUUGGGAUUCCACGUUUCAUCCAGCGGUAAUCUAACGCCGGAACAAAUCGACGAUGUUUUGGAUACGUUGUACUCGACGGUUCAAUCUCAAGAGAAAAAAUCCCUCUAUCAAUUACACACUUGCUUCGAAACUUUCCACUUGUAUUCUUUCGGAACCGUUGAAAAAACCUUACAAAAUGAAGAUCUCUCGGAAAGGAGUAACAGUUUAAAAAAUGCAAUCGCUCAGUACUUUUCUGAAGACAGUAAUUCUUCUUCCAUUCCGGAACCGCCUUCUAGCAGCGCUGUUUCAAGCGAAGUAACAAUCGCUUGCGAUGUCCACCGAAUUGUGUCCAGUUACAGAGACUGCACUUUUACCGGAAGAUCGAUUGCCAAGAUAUUCCACGGAAUUGAAAGUCCUAAUUUUCCUGCCACGAUUUGGGGCCGAUCGCCGUUCUGGCGAUGUGGUUUACGAGAAGAUUUUAAUAUAUUGUGUCGUGUAGCUAAUAGAGAAUUAAUUAAAUUAAGGUAAUUUUUUAUAUUAAAUUUUUUGUGCUGAGAAUUUCUCGAUAUAAUAUGUGUGUUUUUUUCUCCAAUGAUCUUAUUGUCUUUCACGAUUUUUUUUUUUGAAUAUAUUCUAUUUUUAUACUUACGAUCGGUUAAUUUUAACAAGUGAAUUAUUAUUCAUGCGAAAAUAAAUGUAAUUAAUGUAUUUUUAAAAUACACUGUGUACGUAGUGAAA